AAUCUCGAAAGAUGGCGCUAGCGUAGAUAUUUUUCCGGAUAUUGUUAGCUGUGGGUUAAACGUGCCAGUGGCGGAUGUUAUUGAUUUGUUUUGGAUGGCGCGAAGUGAUGCAAAACAAUAAUGCUUAUCGCGAAUUAUCGUCACGGAACAUAAAUGAUAACCUAAGUAAUUAUGUCAAAAAGAGGACUAGCUAGCGGUAGGACAGAAUAUUUAGAAGUUGGCGAAUUUAACUAUUCAUGGCCUGGAGAAAAUGGAACACUUCAUGAUUUUGGUUCGGUGAAUUACACAAUGCCAUCAGGACCAUGGUACUGGCCUUGGUGUCCGUUAUGGAGGGUUCCACAGCACCCGCUAUUUCAGCUUUCCAAUAUGCUAUUCGUAGCAUCGUACUGCGCUCCGAGUACAAAAAAAGGGCAGCUUUGGAUGCACACAAUCUUGAUUUUCGCCUUCAUGCUCUACUCUAUCUGGGCCUGGCACGUCAUCUGUUCCCCCGACGCGUUCUCUUGGAACUUCGGCUUCGUGUUCCUGAAUCUGGCGCAGGUCGUGUAUCUCGUGUAUGAGAUGCGGCCGGUCAAGUUUGAUCCGGAGCUGGAGGAAGUUUAUCACACGCUGUUUGAGCCUUUUAAGGUAUCACGACUACAAUUCAAGCGAAUGGUAUCACCGGACUUUGCCCAUGUGAUGUCUCUCCAUGCGGGGGAGGCCUACGCUAUGCAGAACCUUACGAAGACCGACAGACUUGGCUUGUUAUUGGCUGGCAAGGUGAACGUGAUGAGCGGCCACCAGUUUCUCCAUCCGAUCCUUCCCUGCGAGUUUUUGGACUCGCCCGAGUUUGAGUCCAGUCGGGCUACUAUUGAUGAAAAAUUCAAGGUAUCCAUCGUAGCCGCAUCCUCCUGCCGCUACGUCUACUGGCAACGCAGCUCUCUAGAAUACCUCUUCGUUAAAGAGCCAUACCUGGCUUCCGUCAUAACAACGCUUAUAGCUCGGGACAUAACGACUAAGUUAUACGCGAUGAAUAAUAAAAUUGUGACGGAUAGGGGCUCCCAUUUGGAUAUACGGUUGCCGAGUAUAUCUCACGCCUUGGCAAAGAGUCCAAGGAGACUGAGAGCGGUCAACCGGCCGCCUCCGCCGACCACGGUGCAACCUGUACCACCGGAGAAACGACCAACCUGUUGGAUCCGCAACGACCGCGCCGACACCCGGCGCGACGGCUCCGAGUACUCCGGCGACGAAGAACUAAUGCCUCUAGCCGAGCACGAGGCCCCCGCGGCCUCAUCUGACGACCUGUCAGUCGCUGAAAGCUGUCCAGACACUUCCUCGAAGUACCAUAGCUGUGAAGCUGUGGAAACUGAUGACGAAUUGAGACACUAGUCUUCCCUUUCUCUCUCUUUCUUCCUAGCUAUCUAUCCCACAUGGUGGCGGGGUCAGCUUUCCUGCUUAACCUUCUCCACUUCGCCCUGUCCUCGACAUCAUACUCGGUCUAGUCUUCCCUUUCUGCAGUCAUUAAUUUAUCUGCUACUCUUACUGAUGCCUUUAGCGGAACACGACGCCCCGCGGCAUUAUCUAAUGACUUCUCUUCUGUCUAGACACUUCCUCGAAGUACUAUAGUUGUAAGGCUGUGGAAACUGAUGGUGAAUUAAGAUACUAUAUAGUCUUUCUUGACUGGUUUUAUUUUCUUGUAAAUCCUUCUUUAGUCAUUAAUUUCUCUAAUUAAAACCAAAAUAUUACUUUGCUAAUCCGCGUAAAAAGAUAACGCAACAACAACAAGUAACAAACAACGCAACGCAACGCAAGUAAGUAUAACGGGUUAGCACUGAUUGACUAGCACGUUAUCUUUUUACGCGGAUUAGCAAAGUAAUAUUUUGGUUUUAAUUAAUAUGGAUUUCCGCAAAGUAACGCCUGAUUCUAUUCACUAUUAAUUUCUCUGCUACUAUUAUACUGAUGUUUCUAGGGAAACAGUCAAGACUUUUCAGUUGAUGAUAGCUGUCCGGAAGCCCUUCCAAUUAUAACAGAAUGCACUAGUCUUCCUUUGAUUGUUCUUCCAAUUGUUAAUCUUACCUCUUCCUUUCUUUAGUAAUUUCUUUCUCUGUUACUGUACUGUUGAUUUAGACACUAGUCUUUCUUUGAUUUACCUACUUGUUUGAAUGUUGAGCCUGCCUUUUUGUAUUUUCUUUGGUCUUUUUGAGAGGCACCAUUCUUUUCAUUCAAUAUAUUGGACCCGGGUAUGUCCUUAAACUACGUCCAAGACCACCGGUGGACAGGCAGCAGCGUCCCUCAAAUUCGGUGUACUCGACUGCGAUCGCCAACCCGCCUGCCAAGCGUGGCGAUUAUGGCAUUCACCCCCCAUAACAAUGGGGAGGCCUAUGUUCAGCAGUGGACGUCUUAUGGCUGAGAUGAUGAUGAUGAUGAUUCAAUAUAUCACAGCCUAUAUCCAGGUAACACAGUUUUCUUCCAACUUCAUUGAUUACUUCCAUAUAAAUGUUCCAAACAUAAGCUUACAAUAACCAAGAACAACGUCUUGCAAGUUUUCCAAUUUUUAUUUGUUUCUAUUAAAAUAGUUUCGGACUAAGCUCUGCCGGAUGCGCGGAGUUACGAUGGCGCUACGCCAAAACUUAACGCAGUAAAUUCCUGAGUCUGAAUCCCUAGUUACCAAGCGUGGCCAAGCAUUCGCUUGACUAGAACCAUUUUAACGUGAUGCCCAAUGACUAGACUUGGAAAUGUUGCUGGAACGGUAUCCGACUAAUAUCAUAAAUGUCUUUCGAUCUGACAUGUUCUCAGAGGGACUAAUGAUAUUCGUUUCAGAUGUGAAUUAUUAAGCCUUUGAUGGAUGAACUCGAUUCAAUUUGAGUCUGCGCUAAAUAUGUACUUCAGUCUUUUGAGUCUUGAGAGGACUGCUUUCUUAUUUUUGGAGAUUCAAUACCUAUGUCUUGGUUUUGUUACAAUAAUCUUAAAUCUCUAGAAAAUACUCGAGUUUUUCCAUAAGUCUUUAACAAGUACAAAAUAAUUCAAGACAUAAUUACCGGUCUGACCAGCGAUCAACUGAGUUGAAUCCUAACCUAGAGAUCACACUGCACUCGUGGUACUGAGACAUAAGCUACUUAGUAUACAAUUGGAAUAACAUCUGUAUUGUCAUCAAAUGCCGAAACCAAGCUAGGUACGCUUGGUUUCGGCAUUUUAACUUGCUUGGACACAUUUAAUUAGAAUUCUUGCAGGUAAAGUUGGGGCAUUGGGUUUUCUUCGAGGAUAAACUACCUUAUCCUUUGCGCUGGUAAAAUAGGUACCAAAUGUAUAAUUGUAUUGGUACACCUUUCGUGCGCCCUAUUGUAGCGCCUUAUAUUUUCCUAGCUUAGGGACAUGUCACAUUAAGAGACAAGUUGAAAGCCUUAAAAAACUUAUUUUAAGUGUAAGAAAUGAA
Messenger RNA from Cydia fagiglandana, 3409 nucleotides. Its product is annotated as popeye domain-containing protein 3-like. The transcript has 8 exons. Gene Ontology annotation, biological process: regulation of membrane potential; striated muscle cell differentiation; skeletal muscle tissue development. Lineage: Eukaryota; Metazoa; Arthropoda; Insecta; Lepidoptera; Tortricidae. The record is from RefSeq and is a predicted model, not a curated record. The coding region runs from base 172 to 1365 and encodes 397 amino acids. Gene Ontology annotation, molecular function: cAMP binding. Gene Ontology annotation, cellular component: sarcolemma.